UGAGGUUCUCGGCUUGAGUGAGACGGGAAAAUCCCGCAACUUCCUAGCGGCCCCCGAGAUCGCUGGGCGCACCAGCAAAACUCAGAAUUUACCUCCGACGAUGAUGAUCCCGUCUUGGGACUCCUCCACAAAAACAGCACCCAUUCGGAACCUAGUUUCCUCGAGUCCAAUGGUCGUCUCGAUCGUCCCGCUUGGACUUCCGGGUCGGGCUGGCCCUGAGCGCUGAGUGGAUGCCGAUGCCCUGCCUUUUCGCCGAAGAGUCGCCGACGCGCAUUGGAAACAUGGGGGUUUCCCCCCAAACUCAGCGUGGCGGAUGCCGUAAUGAGGAGAUUCAAGCCGGACUCUGUCCGAAAUCAUCCCCAGCUCCCGUCCCUGUCCAGGUGAUGCACCCGUGUUUUUUUCGACCUUGCGGAGCCCCCACGAGUCUCGUGAACCUUGUUAGUUGGACUCGUCUCGGCAUUGACUUCUACCGUGGCCCGUAUGGAAGGGGAUCUCCACUUGCCAGGCCCGAAAUCCUGCGCUGCGACUUGCACGGGAAGCCGGGAAUUUUCGAGAAGUGCCAGUCCCGAUGUGACUCGUGACUAACCGUACAACCACGUUCAAAGGCGCCAUAUCAGAUCAAGAAGUCUAUUGAUGAAAGGCAGGUCCAAACUGGCUUUUGCCACUGAACGCCCUGCCAGCACAACCUUGGGAGUGCGACUAGUUAAGCUUCUCAGCCACUACCAUUCUACCAUUCGUCCAAACGCCCGGUCAAACCCCCUCAAAUUCCCCGGCCUUUGCCUCACUCCACAUUCUGCGGUUCCCAGCGAGUCGAAUCGAAUCGACUCGACUCGAUACAUUUUUCCCAAUCUGGUGCAACUAUGCCAGUCUGGGAUGACCGGUGAGCGCCCGCGUUUUGGUCGUCUUCUCCUCAUUUUUGUCUCGGUCGCUGCGGGCGCCGUCGCCGAACCCGUGGUUGGCCCCGGUUCUGCGGAUCCUCUUGGACUCCACUCGAGUCAAAACAGACUGUCGUACAGUCCGUGACUCGGCUCCCUCUCUGUUCGGCGGAGUACGGAGUACGGAGUACAUCCGGAGACUCCAGAUCAAAAUUGCGAGAGAAACUGGGGCGCAUCCUCGACCUGGUCGUGGGUUUUCUUUGGUCACAGUUUCGCCGACGCUUCUCCACCAUCGUUUUUUCUGGCGUCAGAGUCUGCCAGCUCUGGUCGUCAAAGUGUAUUUCCGGUCGUCAUGCAACGUGCUAUUCACGGUGGUGUGGUGUGUCUGAAGAUCGGCCUCAAAUAGUCCUCGUUUCCCCCUCCCCCCCCCCCCCUCAUUCUUCUUGCCCCAGGUCUUUCUUUUUCUUUUGACCAUUCUCCAUCUUCUUCAAUUCCCACUUCUCCAGACUGGGGUCAACCUCGUCCUUUUCUGAUCUAUAGUUCUGUUCUUUCUAUAUAAACACGCAUCCCCUUCAAUCAAGGGUGCAUAAUCCCAAUCCAUCAUGUCCGACCUCAAGGAUGCGGAGGUGCCUCGGGACCUCCACAAGGAGGGCGGCGCCUACGAGAUCGAUGAUGUGCACGAGCAGAAGCUGGAGAACCAGAUGACCGAGGCGGCCAUGGACUCCGAACUGCAACUGCUGGAGGAGCAGCUGCAGACUAUGCCCCAGUCCCGAUUCGAGCUCACCCUUUCCAACCCGGCCCUCUUCACCUAUCUCCUGGUCGCGUUCGCCUCGAUGGGAGGUCUGCUCUCCGGUCUGGAUCAGUCCCUGAUCAGUGGUGCCAACCUCUACCUUCCCCGUGACCUCCACCUGUCCGAUUCAAUGAACAGUCUGGUGAACGCCGGUAUGCCCCUUGGUGCCGUCGGCGGUGCUUUGAUCCUGUCCCCUGCCAACGAGUACCUCGGUCGUCGCAUGGCUAUCAUUGUUUCUUGCAUUCUAUACACUAUUGGUGCCGCCCUGGAGGCUGGUGCCAUUAACUUUGGCAUGAUUUUCGCUGGUCGUUUCAUCCUCGGUAUGGGUGUUGGUUUGGAAGGUGGUACUGUCCCGGUCUACGUCGCGGAGUGUGUUCCCCGCAAGAUUCGUGGUAACCUCGUCUCGCUCUACCAGCUCAACAUUGCGCUGGGUGAAGUUCUCGGCUACGCCGUUGCCGCCAUGUUCGUCGGCGUCAAGGGUAACUGGCGCUACAUCCUCGGUUCUUCUCUGAUCUUCUCCACCAUCCUGCUCGUGGGUAUGCUCUUCAUGCCCGAGAGUCCCCGUUACCUGAUGCACAAAAACCAAGAGGUCGCCGCGUACGGCGUGUGGAAGAAGAUCCGCGGCUUCAACGAUAUCGAAUCCAAGGAUGAGUUCCUCGGCAUGCGCCAGGCUGUCACCGCCGAGUCCGAGGAGCAGUCCAAGACCAAGAAGUAUGCCUGGAUGGACUUCUUCACCGAGCCCCGUGCCCGCCGUGCCAUCGUUUACGCCAACAUCAUGAUCGUCCUCGGCCAGCUCACUGGUGUCAACGCAGUCAUGUACUACAUGUCCACCCUGAUGACCAACAUUGGCUUCGACGACAAGACCGCCGUCUUCAUGUCUCUCGUUGGCGGUGGUUCAUUGCUGAUUGGUACCAUCCCCGCCGUCCUGUACAUGGAGCGCUUCGGCCGCCGCUACUGGGCCAACGUCAUGCUGCCCGGUUUCUUCGUCGGUCUGAUCCUCGUCGGUGUCGGCUACACCAUCGACUACACCAAGUACCCCGCUGCCGCGCAGGGCGUGUACCUGACCGGUAUCGUCCUGUAUAUGGGCUUCUUCGGUUCCUACGCCUGUCUGACCUGGGUCGUCCCUUCGGAGGUCUUCCCCACUUACCUCCGUUCCUACGGUAUGACCACUGCCGACGCGAACCUGUUCCUGUGCUCAUUCAUCGUCACCUACAACUUCACCCGCAUGAUGGAGUCGAUGACCCGUAUCGGUCUGACGCUCGGCUUCUACGGUGGUAUCGCCGUCUUGGGCUGGUUCUACCAGGUUAUCUUCAUGCCUGAGACGAAGAACAAGUCUCUGGAGGAGAUUGAUGAGCUCUUCUCCAAGCCCACCUCCGUCAUUGUCAAGCAGAACCUUAAGCAGACUUCGCAGAUUAUCAAGGACCUAGCGCAUCUGCGUCUGCGCAAGGUUUUCUCGCCCGAACCUUACCGCUAAGGGUGUGUGACUGGCUUGGGAAUGACUUGAUGUCGUUGUGAUGAAUAUAUUUUUUUCAGUUUAAGAAGGUUUACGAUUCAUGUUCUGGGAUGAGCAUGUUAAUUAGUGAUGAUGCGAUUGAAAGGUGCAUUGAAAUAUACCCCCAAUCUUUUUUUAAACUUUUGGAACCAUUGAACACCAGAAAGUAGAGCCGAUUCUCUCGCAGUAGUUAAUAACCUUG
Messenger RNA from Penicillium brasilianum, 3359 nucleotides. NCBI's taxonomy places the organism in Eukaryota, Fungi, Ascomycota, Eurotiomycetes, Eurotiales, Aspergillaceae. The record is from the annotation of a GenBank genome assembly.